AUGGAGGGGAAUUUCAUGGUAUUGAUCACACAGCUGACUCCUGCGGACAGUGGAACAUAUAAGUGUGUGGUGGAGAACGCUACUAUAUCUAGGCCUGCUGACAUAACAUUGACAGUUAAAACAGGUCCAUGGCAGUCUACUACAAUCUCUCGUCUUCCUGAGGAGAGCUUUACGUUUAUCUGCGCUUUCCCUGAAGCAUACAAAGAGAGACAGAAAUAUGUUUGCCACCAUCAGAGAAAGUUGACUUGCUUCAAACUCGUCAAUUCUCCAACACAGAGGAGGCAGAUACACAUACUAUCUAAUGUCUCUGUGUCUGUGACCCUGGACCAGCUUACGGCAGAAGAUGCUGGAGAUUACUGGUGUGGAGUACAGGCAGCUGUAGGUGAAUCCAUCACUAUGAUCAGCAGGACCCAACUCAUUAUUGGUCCCGAUACAUCUUCCUCAACAACAUCCUCAUGGUCCACAUCAUCACCAUCAGUGCUGCCGACGGUACCUGGCCUGACUUUCCUAGGUAAGAGUGUGAUAGUCCAGGCCGGUCUGACUGCUGUAGCUCUGCUGCUGGUGAUCAUAGUCAUCAUCAUCAUCAUCAUCUGCAGGAAACAGAGGACAAGAGAGCAUUCCCACCCAUCCGACAGCCCAUCAACCAUCACUGAUAAAAACAACCAGGUAACAAUGUAACCACCCAAUAAUGACAGAUUGCAG
Molecule: messenger RNA, 702 nt
Organism: Alosa alosa (allis shad)
Lineage: Eukaryota; Metazoa; Chordata; Actinopteri; Clupeiformes; Clupeidae
Product: CMRF35-like molecule 1
Exons: 5
Coding region: 1-678 (225 amino acids)
Cellular component (GO): plasma membrane
Molecular function (GO): transmembrane signaling receptor activity
Source: RefSeq, a predicted model, not a curated record